Molecule: messenger RNA, 632 nt
Organism: Trifolium pratense (red clover)
Lineage: Eukaryota; Viridiplantae; Streptophyta; Magnoliopsida; Fabales; Fabaceae
Exons: 4
Coding region: 84-632 (182 amino acids)
Source: RefSeq, a predicted model, not a curated record
UCAAAUUUAUAUGUUGAUGGCACCAUUUAAUUUCAGAUGCUUCUUUUAUGUCAAUAUCUCAAUUGCAGUUGGUUUAAAAGACUAUGGACCGCCUCAAAUCUAGGAUACCUAGGAUACCAUAUGACCAGAUGUUCCCUUACUUGAUUUACAAUCGCCCAGACAAAGCCAGUGAACUUCAAGCAUUAUUCGACAAAUAUAAGAGAGAUGAAAUACCAGAGUGUGAUUUUUUAAGGCUUUUGCUAGAGAUUGUGGGGGAUAAUCAACUAGUUUUAUCAGCAGCAAUACAGAUGAAAAAGAAAAGAAUUCUACCUGUCACAGUCAAUGAUCAGUCUAGAACCCAACUCAAUUUUACGAUGCCUGUGGUGUCAUAUGACCAGAUGUUCCUUUUCUUGUUUCCCAAAAUUCACAAAGACAAAGCCGAUGAAAUUCAAGCUUUAUUCAACAAAUAUAAGAGAGGUGAAAUACCCGAGUUUGAUUUUGUAUCGCUUAUGAAAGGCAUUGCGGGAGAGGAGAAGCUUAGAUCAGCAGAAGCAAAACUGAAACAAUGGGUAGGUCGAGUAGAUGGUUUAUUCAGUGUUGCUAAUGAUUUUUCUAUAAGACAGUUGAAUAUUCAUUUCAUGUUUAUGUUAUGA